GCUAUAAAUUGAGACAGUCAUUCUGCCAAAGAACCCUCCUAGGGACCAGUCCAUCACUGUGGCGUGAAUUAGGGCGUAAGAAGCGGCCUUCUGAAGGAGUGUGCCGUUAUAGAGGUGAAGCUGUGCCGCAACUUCACUGUGGUCCUGUGCGGCAGCAGAAAGGACUUUUUUUGUUUAAGAUAUUUGUGAUCGUGAUCCUGGUAACCGAGAAGACUGACGGUGUGAUUGUGUGAGAGGAGAUAGGGGUUUUCCUCCAACCAUGUGGGUCCUAAACAGGAGGAAUCUGCUCUGCAGCUUUGUGAUAUCGCUAGUGCUGUGCCAAAGUGUUUCUGCAGCAUCCUGCAAAACCGGCUGCCCAACACCAAACAAAUCUACCAAGUACCAAUUCCAACCGGGAAAUGUCUACACCUACGAUCUGGACAGUUUUGUCCAAGUGCAGCUGACAUCGGAAGAUGUUGACGCCCAGCAAACGACGCUGAAGGUAGACGGAAAGGUUGAGGUCUACGCCGGCGACAACUGCCAAUACACGCUGAAGGUCCUCUCGCUGACGACCUUCGCGCCCGAUGGCAAGAAGUCCAACUUCGGCGGUGACAUCACCAAACCCGUCCAGUUCACCUUGUCCAACGAUGAACUCUCGCCGGAGCUCUGCGCCGAGGAAAGCGAUUCAGACUUUUCGCUGAACGUCAAGCGUGGUAUCGUUUCGCUGUUGCAAUCCGCCGAAAGCAAGUCCUUCGAAACGGACGUCUUCGGUGUGUGUCCAACAUCGUUCUCAAGCUUUGCCACUGGAGGUGCUACCGUCGUGAACAAAGUUCGCGAUCUGGCCGGCUGUGGAUACCGCGAGUCUCUGAGUAACAGCCUUGUUAGCAGCAUUGUCAACUCUAAAGCUGGCUUGAAAUCCACUCCACUGCUGACGAGCAACUACAACAGCCAGCAAACAUUCAAAAAUGGCGUGCUGGAAUCGGUCAAACUCGGAGAAGAGUACAAGUAUGUGCCGUUCGCUAAGCUCAACUCUGGCGCUCAGGCCAAGGUGACCACCAAACUGACGUACACCGGAACUAAAGCCGGUGCCGCUCCAGCUUUGACUGCCGGUGCUCCACGAUCGGUCAUCUUCGAGAACCCUCAGACCGACUCCCAGGGAAAUCUGGAAACAAUCAAGCAGGAACUGAAAACCGUUGUGGAUUCUUACAGCCAGAACAAUGUGGGUAAGCUCACCGCGAGCCACUUCACCGAGCUGGUUCACCUGAUGCGCUUCUCCAAGAAGGAUGAUCUAUUGUCGCUGUACCAGCAAGUUAAGGCCGGCAAUGCUCACAAGAACAAGUUGCUCGCACGUAAGGUCUAUUUCGAUGCCUUGUUCCGAGCUGGAACCGGUGCCUCCGUUGAAGCUUUGGCCAAUCUAUACAAGAACAAGGAGGUAUCUGACGCAAAGGAACAGAAGCUUCUCUUCGUUUCUCUCAACCUGGUCACUUCUAUGACUAAACCAGCAUUGAAAGCCGCCAAGCUGCUGCUCGACGGAAACCCAUCUCGUGAAGCUUACCUCAGCGUCGGAAGCUUAGUCAACAAGUACUGCCAGAAGUUCGGAUGUGAAUCAGCCGAUGUUAAAGAAAUCUCUGACAAGUUCUCUGCAAAGCUUGGCAAGUGCCAACCGACCACCCGCCAAGAAGAGGAUACUAUCGUCGCUGUUCUGAAGGGUAUUAAGAACUCAAACACACUGGUUGCUCAACUUUUGGACAAAGUCGUGGGUUGUGCCUCUGAUAAGUCCUCUGCUCGCGUUCGAGUAGCUGCCUUCCAAGCCUAUCCAGCAGCGUCUUGCAACAAGAAGAUUGUCAACUCCGCCCUGAACUUCCUGAAGAACGUCAAUGAAGAUUCUGAAAUCCGUAUUCAAGCUUACCUCUCGCUGGUGGAGUGCCCAUCGGCUGCGGUGGCAAAUGAGAUCAAGGCUCUGCUGGACAAUGAGAAGGUGUACCAAGUUGGUUCCUUCCUCACUACCCACCUUGCUAGUCUCCGUGCAUCUGCUGAUCCAACACGAGAUGCUGCUCGUCAACACUUUGCCAACAUUCGUACCACCAACAAAUUCCCAUUCGACUUCCGUCGCUACUCGUUCAACCGCGAGUUCUCGUAUGCUGUUGAAUCUCUUGGUUUGGGUGCCAGUGCCGAUACCAGCGUUAUCUACUCGCAAAAGAGCUUCUUGCCAAAGUCAGUUGCAUUCAACGUUAGCACUGAAGUGUUUGGUAACUCAUUCAACGUUUUCGAAGUCGAAGGUCGUCAGGACAACUUGGACCGCGUGGUUGAACACUACUUCGGCCCUAAGGGAUUCUUCCGUGGAAUGGAUCUGCAAACUGCUUUUAAUACUCUUCGCGAUCAAUACACAAAACUGUCCGAGAAAGCUCAAAGUCGCUUCCGUCGUGGACUUAAGGAAGAUGUUAGAGCGUUUGCCAAGGGAGUGAAUAUGCGCAACGAUGCUCUGGAAGACUUCAACCUGGAUGUCUCGGUCAAGUUCUUCGGAUCUGAACUAUUCUUCUUGAGCUCUGGAGAGCAUGUCCCAAGCACUCCUGAAGAGUUCCUGGACAAGCUGCUGGAAUGUUUCGACAAGUUCCUGGAGGGAGCCAAGAAAUACGACCGUGUAUUUGAACAGCAUGCUUUGUUCUUGGAUUCGGAUCUGGUGUACCCAACUGCAGUUGGUCUGCCCCUGACUCUGUCGUACGAGGGAACCGGUGUGGCCCGUUUGGAAACAAGCGUAGAAAUCGAUGUCAAGGAUAUUGUCAAGGACUACAAGAACACCAAGUUCAAUGUUAAGCUGGUUCCCAGCGGAAGCUACGAAUUUACUGGAACUCUUAGCGUCGAUGCAUUCACUGUGACCACCGGCCUUCAGCUCUCUAGCACAGUUCACUCUUCUACUGGAAGCGCCGUCAACUUUGCACUGCUGGAUGGCGGAAAGUCAUACGAGCUCACGGUCGAUUCCCUGCUGAAGAAACAGGAACUGUUCAGCUUCAACAGCAAGCUUGUCUUUGUGACUCGCGAACGUGGUAAUCAACUGAUCUCUCUCCCGCUGAAGAUGAAUCAGCAGGUUAAGGAGUUCAAGGAAUGUUUCGAUAAUCUAUACCAUGUCAUCGGCGUUACUCUCUGCGCUUCCGCUGGACAGAAGCAGGUUCCUGGAAAAGCUAUGGUGCCCUUGGAUGGAGAAUACCAUGCAGAACUUUACCUUGAAGUUGACCCCAAGUAUCACUUCACCGGAAAGUACGACGAUUCGGAUAAGCAACAUCAGAGUUUGCUGAUGACGUUCGAUACUCCUGGAUCUGACAAGAAACGUGCCACCAGCCUUAAGCUGGAAAGCUAUUUCAAGGGCGAUGCUUACGUAAAGGCCACUUUGUUGUCUCCUUUGAGAAAUGUCGAUCUAACCUUCGGAUUGAACAACAACGACAAGGAAGCAUCUCUAUACGCAUUGGCCCACAAUGGACCCGAUGAGUAUCUGGCCAAGGUUGGAUUUGAAAAGGGCGGAUCCGCUGCUCGUCAGGAGUAUGUGCCAAUCUUCACCGUGAGAUCCCCAACUGGAGAUGCCCAAGUCUCUAAGCUUGUUCAAACUACUGGUAAAAUUGUCGUCGAAAAGGCCGAUGGUGGUGCUACCAAGUACAACCUGGAGAACGUAGAAUGGACUAGCCCGUAUGCUCCCAAGACAACUGUGAACGGAUUUGUACUCCAAAAUGGACCAAGCUUCGAUACCGAUCUGGCUGUCGUUGUCGGUGCCAGCAAGAACAACGUCAAGGGACAUCUGGACUUCAGCCCCAAGCACGUCAACUUUGACCUCGAGAAGAAAUCUGACGGUGAUGCCGAUAAGAACUUCAAGGUGAACAUGGCUCUCGCGUACACAGAAAACUCGUUCAAGAAUGUUUUCGUCUUCUUGUCCGGAAAGGACUUCACUCACCCGACACAUCGUUACGAACUGAACCAAAACGCUGAGUUCGAAUUCGAGGACAAGAAACUGCAAUCGCUCAAAAUGGACAACAAGCUGCAGUUGCCUAAGCAGAUGGUCCGAUUUGAUUUUGCCACCAGCAAGAACCAGUUCAAGGUAGAUGGAGAAUACGGUUACGAUAAGUACAAGAUUGCCGCUAACGUUGAUGCCAAGUACAACGAAAAGACUGCCGGCGAUUACGAUUGGACUGUUGGAGGAUCGCUGAACAAACAUUUCUUCAAGUUCGUCUCAAAACGCACAAUGGAUUCGACCAAGAGCCGAUUCCAGAACCAACUGACGGCCAGCACUGGUACCAAAAUCCAAGUGAACGGCGUUGCCACCAACAAGUUCAGCGAUCAGGAUGGUGAACUCAACCUGGAGGGUUUGUUCGUUGCCGUUGAUAAGGCUGAUCCCUAUAAGCUAAACCUGGUCCUCCAACUGAGCCCAUCCACUGUACUGUCGAAUGCUAAGGUUCUCGUUGGAAAGGACGAAUUUGCCACGUACGACCUUAAGCUUGACCGCACUGAAAAUGCCAAUGGAAAAUUCACCUUUGUUGUCAAGGACUUCUUGGAUGGAAACGGAGAAUUCAAGGCCAACAAGGGUCAAGGUGACGGAACGGCUUUGGUGAAUUUCCUGAAGCAAGAUCGCAAACUCAAGCUCGAUACCAAAUUCAAGGUCAACGCACCGGUGUUUGAUAUCGUGACUGACUUCUACUAUGACUUCGAGAAGGACAACACCAAGAAAGUACACUUCGACACCAAGAACAAGGUCACCAAGAGCAGCUUUGAUAGCAAGAAUAAAUUGGAAGUGUUCUCUGAGAAAUACGAGUUCAACGUUCAAGGCCAACAGAGCGGCCAAGUUAAUGAUGGCACGACCAAUGGAAAGUUCUCCUUGACCCUACCCACUGGACGACAGCUUUCUGGAGACUUUAAGCGUGAGAUGAACAGCAAGGAUGACAAGAAGGUCGUCGGAAGCAUUACUGCCAAGUUGACAGAUAAGUUGCCAGGAGGUAAACAGCAGACCGCUUCAUUAACUGGAUCUCUCAAGGACGGCGAUUUCAAGGCCCGCUUCUUCGAUAUGGUACACAAUCUGAAAUACACAAACUUUGAUGGAAAGGAUUUGGAUGUGCAGCUUGAAACUAAGCAUCUGCCGGUUGGCCACUUCAAGAACGCUGCCUUCCAUGCCAAGGUGCAAGGUUCGCUGGUUCCUCAGGCUGGAGAAUUUAACUUCGAUCUGGAUGAGUAUUGCGAAAACCAUGCCGUCUACCGAGUUGGUGGAAAGUAUGGUUCUGACUUCGAUGGCACCGUUAGCGGAAACUACCAUGUUGGAAAGCCAGGAAAACCUUAUACUCAUGAAUUGAAGGCAUCUUUGAACAUUCCUCAGGCUCCAGUUAAGAGUUUGUCUGUUGAAUCUAAGGGCAGCUAUCUGGAACCCGAAAGUGAUGCUGGGCUUUACGAAUUUGAAUACACUGGAACCUUCGGAUAUGGAGACAAGAAGGUUGAACUAGCUACUACAGCAAAAGGUAACGUCAAUCAUGGAACUGGAAGCGUCAAGCUCAACCUUCCAGAUGCUGAUCCUUUCGCUGCUGAAGCUUCGUACAACUAUGAAGGCAAGGAAGAUGGACCAAUCUCAACCAAGGGAUCUCUCAAGGUUAGCUAUGGAAAGGGUAAAACUCUGGAAUUCACCGGCGAUGCCAAGGCAGUUGGAGCUGAGGAUGUCUCGCUUCAUGCUACUAUCAAAUCGGACUUCGAUCAAGUAAAGAACGUUGAACUUACCUUCAAGCAUGUCAAAUCGGGAGAGAACGGUUACCAUACUAAACUGAAUUUGGUUGCCGAUGGCAAAGCGUACAGCGUUGAUAACGCUGUUGUUCUAUCUGAGACUUCUCCAUCUGUCGAUUUCACCCUCGGAUACCCAGACAAGACUGUCAAGGUUUACGGCGGAUAUAAACUGCUGAGUGAUCGUGCUUUCAAGGCUGAUGCUAAAGUUCAAAACUUCGGCGAUUUCAACCUGGACGCCAACGUUGAAGCCAACUUCCAGAGCUACGAAGCAUUCUACGCCAAAUUGUACUUGGAUGCUCCCAAGUUGGAUGCCAAGAAGAUCACAGUCGAAAUCAACUCUAAGCCAGGAAACAGCGGUAAGGGUGUAGAGUUCAAGGCCUCAUCUGAUGGAAAGAAUGUUUUGAGUGGAUUCGCUGAUUAUUCUGUCAAGGAGCAGGGUAAGAGUACCGUUAUUGAAGGACAAGGCAAUGUCAAGCUGUACGACAAACAACAAACUGCAUCGUUCAAGUUAGUCCGUGAGAAACUGCAAGAAGCCGGUUACGCUUUCACUCUGUCUGGAUCUGUUGGCAAGAAUAGCGUCUCAACGGAGGUUCGUGUUAAACCAAAUGAUUUCAAACUGAAGCACACUGUUUGUGACGAAAAGAAGAAGUGCACUAAUGUUGAAGUACAGUCCAAGUUGGAGCGCGUUGGAGAAAAAUUCAAUCAUGAAGCUUUGAUCUCGGUUGAUCUGCAACAGCUCGGAUACGUCUAUGAGUUUGGAUUGAACUCUAAGACCAGCGGAAAUGGAUUCACUCUUGAUCACACUACCGAUGUUGAGUUGAAGGAGAAGCAACAGCCCAAGUACCAAUACCACCUGUACCUUCACCCACACAGCGCUGGAGCUAGUUUGGUCCUCCCAACUCGCUCACUUGUCGUCGAAGGAGUGUUCAAUUACCCGAAGGACAAAUUUGGCCAAUACGACAGCACCGUAUCAUUCUACCUGGACAAGAAGAAUGCCCCAGCCAACAAGGCUACCUUUGGAUUUACCGGAGAAACUAAGUUGAUUGGCUCUGCAGGAGUUAGUGGAACUGGCUCCCUGAAAUUCUCGCACCCAACUGUUAAGGACCUGGUUGUGAGCGUAUCUGGUCUCGUGGACGGAGAGAAACAAACUGUCGACGGAAAGGUUGAACUGGAUAUCUUCAAAAAUGCCAAUGAUAAACUCGUAGCCCAUGCCAAGUACAUCAACAGCGACACGAGCUUCAAGGGCUACAACGUUAGCUCGGAAGUCACCGUGUACAGUAAAGGCCUCGGCUUCAACUGCGGCUUCAACGGACACUCUGCUCUUUCGUUUGCCACUAAGCAGUUGAGUACCGCUGCAUUUGUCGAUCUUCCAUUUGAAGAUUUCCGAUUUGGAACUUACCUGUUCGCCAGCCCAGAAGAAUUCGAUUUCCUGCUCAAGAGGUUCAAUGACGAAUUGGUCCGUGCCCAUGGUACCUACGACGUCAAGAAACACAAGGCUGACCUUACCUCUACCUUCAAAUUCGUGCCAACUCGUCCAGUUGUGCUGCAAACCACUGUGAAUGGUCUCUCUUCCGCCAAGUUCUCAUUGACUCAGGACAAAUUCUUCUUUGUUGAUGGUACAUUCACUGUCGAUAAGACCGCUACUUUAAAGGUUCUUGGAAACGACAAGGAAUUGCUGAACGCCAAGGUUGCAUUGGACGCAACACAUUUCCUAUCAACUGACUACAAGGUUAACGAAGAAAACGCCAAGAGCUUCUUGCAAGCUUUCAACAAACAGCUCCAGGCCGAUCUGGAAAUUUCAAAGGCCGAAUUCGAAAAGAAAUACACUAAACUUACAGCUGAUGUCAACAAGGUUGUUAACAACGUCAUUGUAGCUCUGCCUGAUUUCAGCAAGUUCCAAGCCGAUUACACUGAGCAGUUCAAGAAGAUUCAGGAAGAAGUACUCCAAGACCCAACCAUCAAGCAGUUCUUCGAAUUCUUCACGAAGGUCUUAGCUGCCGUCAACGAAGUUGUUGCCCAACUGUCUCAAGUUUACGCCGAAAACUUCAAGAAGGUAUCAGCUAUUGUAACCGACGUCGUUGGAAAGCUAUCGGAAACAUUCAACACCAAGGUGCUUCCGGUUCUGAAGGAGCUUUAUGGAAAGACUGAAUCGCUUGUGUACGGAAUCUACGAAGAAACUGUUAAACUGGUUGUGGCUGUGUUUGAACGUACCAUCAAAUCACUGAAGGCCUUCGAGGAAGAUUUCAACAAGGUGGCCAAGAACGUUUCGGAAUUGUUCAGAAACUUUGCACAAACCUUCAACAAGGCUAUCGCUACACUUGAUAAGGAAUUCAGAGAGCUGUACAAACUGGUCCAGGAAUACUUCGACUCGUUCGAUGAAUUCAAGGUGAUCAAGGAAACUUUCAAGGAAUACUUCGAAGGUGCAGACAAAUAUGCCUUCCAGCUGCUGAAGGAAUUGCUGACUCUUAUUGAAGACUUGUACCCAGUGCCAGAAAUUAAGACUUUCACUUCUUCCGUUAACCAGUAUGUUACCAGCAAGCUGGAAAAUAAGAAAGUCAAUGAUAUUGAAGAGCUCAAGAACAUUUUCGUACACUUUGUCAAGGCUAUGUCCAUGCUGUUCGAUAGGCUGUCAACCACUUUGUCCACAUCUCUUGAAGAACCAGGAUUCGCUGGUGGACUGCCAUCAUUCAUGACGUUCAAGGUCUUCCCAUACGUCAGCAGUGUCAAGUUCAGUCCAUUCAACUAUCUUCGCAACGAGAAGUUCUAUUCACUCCGUGACUUCUUGUAUCAGUUCCGCCCAUACGCCUGGAAUCCGUUUGCAGUUGUACCACCAUUCACCAUGCAUGGAGAAAUUGCCGAUGGUAGCCACUUCUUCACCUUCGAUGGACAGCACUUCACCUUCCCAGGAAGCUGCCAGUACGUUCUCGCUUCGGACUUUGUUGAUGGAAACUUCAGCAUCGUAGCAAACAUCCAGGAUGGUAAACUGAAGUCGGUUUCUUUGGUUGAUAAGGAUGUGAUCGAACUGAAUGAUCAAGGCGUUGUCACCUUCAAUGGAAAAGCCACUGAUUUGCCACUGCACAAGAAUGAUGUGCACGCUUGGAGACGCUAUUAUACCGUUAACCUGUUGACCACCUAUGGAGCAAACAUUAUGUGUACUACCGAUCUGAAGGUUUGCCACUUCACCGUUUCUGGAUUCUAUCUAGGAAAGGUCCGUGGUCUGCUGGGUAACGGAAACAACGAGCCCUACGAUGAUUUCACUCUGCCAAACGGAAAGAUCUCCGAAAGCUCUACUGACUUUGCCAAUACCUACAAGGUCGCUAAAUCAUGUGCUGCCGUUGCUGAUCCAGGACAUACCAAGCAUGAGCACAGCAGCCCAGUUUGUGCUAAACUGUUUGGCUCGGAUAGCUCGUUGAGAUACUGCUAUUUCUUCAAGGAUCAGACUAACUACCGCGAAGCUUGCGAGCAUGCCGUCCACGGUGCUGCUAAGCCUGAGGAAGCCGGUUGCUCUAUUGCUUUCGCCUAUGCUUCGGCUUGUCGCUUGGAAAUGAUCCCCGUGAGCGUGCCAUCUCAGUGCCAGAUGUGCUCGGUUGGAGGCAAAUCAGUUGAUGUUGGCGAUCAGUUCAGUGUCAAGUCACCGCAGAAGCAAGCUGAUGUUGUGUUCGUUGUGGAUACCUCUAAGAGUACGUUACUCGGUGAACUGGUUCAGGCUACGAUCAACGAUCUGCGCAAGGAGUUGAAGGCCAACGGCCUUACUGAUGUGAACGUGGUUGUUCUUGGCUUCGACAGGAACAAGACGUACGUGAGCUUGUUCACCAGCGGUGGCAAAUUAGACUACACUGGCAAGCUGGGACAGGCUGACCUCAGUGGACCUGAAAAUUGCAAACCAUUGGUAACUGGAAACAAGAACGUCGACGAGUUCUUCAAGAUUCUCUACGAUCUGUCGGAGAAGGCUGCUGAAGACUUGGGAGUUACUCCGGAUGCACGUGCUUUCGUUGAAGCUCUGCAGUAUCCAUUCCGCGCCACUGCUAGCAAGCACAUCGUUAUUGUGCACUCGGACGAUACGGAGAAAGUACCCAAUCCAGCUCGUGCAAUCAAGUCUGUUUUGGCUACUCUCGAUUUGAAGGUUAAGGGUAUUGGCCUGCACGUUGUAACUCCAGUGAAGAACUUGGGCAUCACCAGCAGCAAGGACUCAAAGAAGGUCAAGGAUCUUGUUGGUUUCAACUCCAAGCAAGCAUUCACUUUGGCUGACAGUAAGAAACGUACCAACAUUGGCUCGACUGAGCUGAAGAACACCUUGAAGUACGAUUCGGACCUGUUAGUCGACAUGGUCAACAAGAACGACGGAUUCGUGUUCGUGUUGCAGAACUUCAGCGGACUGAAGCAACCCAAGGACAAGAAGUCGUUCGUGUCGGUCGUAGCGUCGGCCCUUGGAGAACACAUUGCGCGAACGGAAGUCAGCAGCGACUGCGUGUGUAAGCUACGGAACGGCUUGCACGCGGAAGAGUCUUGUGAGGCUAAAGAAACUAGGUACCUACCACCAUCGAAGAAAACCGGUGCCAAGGGAUAAGCUGCAUAGUCAACAGCAGCCAAAAGGGGAGAGAUGACUUCCAGCCAUAUUUAUUAUCUUCGCCUAGCACUAGAACUGUAUCAUCCCGAAUGCCAUUUUAACGGUACCAUCCUAGGGAAACGAUAAUCUGUAUUGUAGUACUUCAGAUCAGAAAAAAAACGAAAUAAACGAAUGAUGUUUUUGUAUUAAUA
This is a messenger RNA of Aedes aegypti (yellow fever mosquito), 10482 nucleotides long. RefSeq names its product apolipophorins (gene apolpp). The transcript is spliced from 10 exons. The record is from RefSeq and is a predicted model, not a curated record. NCBI's taxonomy places the organism in Eukaryota, Metazoa, Arthropoda, Insecta, Diptera, Culicidae. Gene Ontology annotation, molecular function: lipid carrier activity. Gene Ontology annotation, biological process: lipid transport. The coding region runs from base 260 to 10291 and encodes 3343 amino acids.